Messenger RNA from Sesamum indicum (sesame), 921 nucleotides. RefSeq lists its product as uncharacterized. The record is from RefSeq and is a predicted model, not a curated record. NCBI's taxonomy places the organism in Eukaryota, Viridiplantae, Streptophyta, Magnoliopsida, Lamiales, Pedaliaceae.
CAUUGCCACCAGCUUACGCUUGGCAACGGAACUGCCCACCACCUUAUCCACCCUACCGACGCCCCUCCCCGCCCUCGACUCCCCGGUCCCCCCCCCCCCCCCCUCCCCCUGCCUCCCCGAACCCCCCGACCUUAUCCACCUUCUCCACCACACCACGGCGGUAGGCCACCACAUCACGGAGGUAGGCCACCACACCAUGGCGGCGGACCGCCACCCAAGGUGUUGCCACCUAUAAACAAUCCACCAGUGAUCGUGCCACCAAUAAUAAUGCCACCGCCAGUAAUUAUCACACCGCCGAUUACAAAUCCUCCGGGCAUCAUCCCACCUAUAAUCAACCCGCCAGGGAUAGUCCCCCCAAUUAUCAACCCUCCGGUGACAAGACCACCGCCGUCUUCUUCGUACCCACCUUACACCCCUCCAGGGGGCGGCGGUGGCGGACCGGGCAUCAUCAGCCCGCCUCCGAGAGUGACCUGCCCGAUAGAUGCGCUGAAACUGGGGCUUUGCCUGGACGUGCUGGGAGGAUUAGUUCAUGUUGGGAUAGGAAACCCGAUUGAAAAUAUAUGCUGCCCGGUGAUUCAAGGGCUGCUGGAGCUGGAAGCAGCCAUUUGCUUGUGCACAACAAUAAGGCUGAAACUUCUUAAUCUCAAUGUAUUUCUUCCUCUGGCCCUUCAGGUACUGGCGACCUGUGGGUUAACACCUCCACCUGGUUUCGUCUGCCCGCCUCUUUAAAUCUACUUACUUUGCUUGACGAAGACGAAACAGCAGCGCAGUAAAUUCUAUUUCUUCGUUUUUUAAGGUAGAGUUCUUGUUGUUUUCCGAUCGUCCCUGUAAUUUUGCUUUGUCUUAGUACAGAUUCAGGUUCGUGCAUGCAUGGCUGUCGCGACUUCAAUAAUUAAUGUGAAAAUGAAUAUGAAUUGUGCA